Molecule: messenger RNA, 14673 nt
Organism: Lineus longissimus
Lineage: Eukaryota; Metazoa; Nemertea; Pilidiophora; Heteronemertea; Lineidae
Exons: 50
Coding region: 505-8535 (2676 amino acids)
Biological process (GO): proteolysis
Cellular component (GO): membrane
Molecular function (GO): serine-type endopeptidase activity; protein binding
Source: RefSeq, a predicted model, not a curated record
AAGUUUUGCCAUAUAAGUGUAUACAGUCUGUGUGUAGGACACUUCAAUUCCUGUUUAUUGUUGGAUUUAUUCAGUUUUCUAUGAGACUGUGAUAGGCCUAGAACUUGGCCUGACGGGGAUAGAGAUUCCUAUAUCAAAUACGCUUCCUCAAAUACGUAAACGCCCCUGUUCAAGGAAAUUCAAUUCGCAUUCUGGAACUUAGGGCUUGAGUUUGUUCAUAUCUGUGUAUUGGACAGUGUCAUCGGCCCAACUUGGCAUUGCCAAUGGAUUAUUAUAACUCGUAACUGGAUUACCACAUUUUUGACAGUAUAUCAAACCUAUAUAAUUGGGUCUGACGGUGAUAAAGCUUCCGAUAACGGGCUUGAUACACUCCUCACGGUGAUUUACGUUGUCUUAAACAGGACACAGGAAGCUGAAAUCAGGAUUAAACUGGAUUAUUACAUUACUCUGACAGGACAUUUUGGCUGAUUUUAUUUCGAGAGGAUAUUCGAAUCAGAUUUCAAGAUGCCGUUGCCGGGCCGGAACACUAGCAACGGCUCCUACAGUCUGACUCCCACGCCUCCAGGCAAACAGCAGCAGCCAGCUUUCACGUUUGGCUCCACAGAUGUCCUCUACCAAACGCCUGGGCCUCCUUCCUUGGGGGACCACACCUAUAGCAACCCUGCCGUCUCAAUAGAGAGCUUGAACAACUUGCCUGCAAUCCUUCAAACAGAUUCUGCAGUUCCAGAAACAAACGGAUAUGACGUCAGAGAGACACACCAAAACGGAAGUGAUUCAAAUCGAAUUAUCACUGGACGAAAAAACAGACUAGAGAAAUCAACAUCCGUGACGUCAGAAAAUGACGUCCAAUUAGAUUUCACGGGUGCUCACGCGGGAUAUAAUCCACAGUACAAACGACAAGGGCCGGGCGUUUCGCACAUCAAUGGCAGCGCCCUCAGCGGUAAAAAUACGUCGCCGGUUGAGGCAAAGUGGAUCCAGGAGAAGAGUAGUAGUGGAGAUGGGACUGUCGAGGCGAAAGAAACGCCGUGUGUUUGUAAAAACCGCAGAUGUUUAUUUGUUUUCGUUGUACUUCUGGUGCUCGCUGUGAUUUCAGCUGCUGUUGUGCUUGCCUUAUAUUUCACACUUAUAAACCCAGAGGCAAUCACGGGCGCUGAAAACAGUAAUUGGUUUCAAGCAACCACAAGAAUCCCCCUAGCGGAUGGGGAGAGAAACAGCCAAGAGUUUGACAGCUAUUAUCAACAACUUCCCAGCGUGCUCAUCGCUAGAGUUGACGCAAUCAUGAGGGCGGACCCUACCCUAGCGCCCUCUUACGAAUAUUCACAGCUUGACAGUCUCAGAAAUGGCAGCAUCGUGGCCGAUUUCCACCUCAUCUACAAUAAGAAAGUCGAGACCAAAAAGGUGAAGGAGACCUUACAGAAGGAAUUGACCCAGCUCAAAAUAAACGACAAAAAAUCCUGGAAGUUGGACCCAGAUAUAAAGGUGAAAGCGUUAUUUUAUCUCCCGCCGCCAAAACCGCCAAAACCAAAGUCAAGUUCGACAGUAACCAGCGGUGCUACGAAGAAACUAUCGCCAAGUGCUACGCGGACGGCGAGUUGGUCGUUGCGAACUGCUGAGACAAGAACACCAGAUAAAACUCAGGAGCCUUCUAAGACCCCGUUGGAAAGUUCUACCUCUAUCAAGUCUUCCACGCAUUCCAUGACCCCCCUCCCGACAACAUCUCCACCAGGAACGCCGAAAACAAUAGGGCCCACGUCGACUACCACCUUCCAUUGCUCGCCGCUUAUAUCGACCUUGACCUCAUCGCCGAGUCUCUGGCCAACUCCGACAGUCACUGUGGCACCGACAGUGACUCUGACAACAACUCCGACACCAGAAUUCCCUUGCAAAUCUAGCGAGUUUCAGUGUGUCUCAGGGCAGUGUAUAUACGCGCACCAGCGAUGUGACACCAUCAUUCAGUGCGAUGACAAGUCAGAUGAAGCCAAUUGUACUGGAGUGUGUGAGCGUGGCUUGUACCGAUGUCCGGAGGGCAAGUGUAUCAUGACAGAAUGGGUUUGUGACGGUGACUGGGAUUGUAUCAACGGCACAGAUGAAAAGGGCUGCAGGCAGUGUAAUGAAAGUGACUUCCAGUGUACAGACUAUAGUUGUGUUCCAAUGUUAGCGCGAUGUGAUGGUGUUCCACAUUGUAAUGACUCCUCAGACGAACACCAUUGUGUUCGUAUCAACAAUGUGACGUUUAAUGUUGAGAUGUUACACCAAGGCCAGUGGCUAGCGGUGUGUUCUGCUGGUAUCAACUCAUCUAUAGCAGAGGAUAUCUGCACUAGCGUAGGAAGCGGGUAUCUCCAGCAGCUUUCCUCAGUUACUCACACUUCUUCCAACUACCUCCAAUACAAUACAAGCCAGGGCGGCACCUCCCUACCAGGCUCGUUACAAAAAAGCACAACAUGUCCCGACAAUAAAGUUGUAAGGGUAAAGUGUGCAGAUUUAGUGUGCGGCACUCCAGCGUCCAGUAUCUUGCGUCCAUAUGUGGUCCACGGCUACACGGCCCCGCAGGGCAAAUGGCCCUGGCAGGUCUCGGUGCGAAAGCUGACCCAGCAUAUCUGUGGUGGAGUGGUGUUGACUGAGAGGCACAUAUUAACGGCGGCUCAUUGUGUUGAGGAGAUGUACGAUUCACCUCACAUCUAUGAAGUCGUGUUAGGAACGUCCAAACUCUACAUGACGGAGAAAAACCGAGUGGUUGCCACCGUCCAGAAAAUGUGGAAGCACCCAGAGUUCAGUAAUUUCAAAGAGGGCCACGACGUCGCCGUUCUUAUGUUAAAAAAUCCGAUCCAAUUUUCCGACAAAAUACGCCCAGUGUGCCUGCCGAGAAGUAGCAAGGAUAAGUUCCCCGUGACGGCGCGAUGUUAUGUCACGGGCUGGGGAUACACUGAUUACUAUCAGAAGAAUGUCCCCGAUGAUUUACAAGAGGCCAAGAUGCAACUGUGGAAUACAACAAAAUGUAAUAGUACAGAUUUCUACAAUGGCACCCUCCCGUCCAGCGUCCUGUGUGCCGGCUAUCUGUCAGGAUAUAUCUCGAUAUGUCCCGGCGAUAGCGGCGGUCCGUUGAUGUGUCAAGAUGAGCACGGCCGGUGGCGUGUGGUCGGUAUCAGCAGCUUUAUGUCGAGUGGAUGUGACGUCCCAUUCCGACCGUCUGUCUUCACCGAUGUCCUACAAGAAAUAGACUUCAUACAAAAUGUGACUUCGUGCCAGUUCCGUUGUGCCAAUAAGAAGUGCCUUUAUGAUGAAUCCCUCAUCUGUAACCGAGUUGACAACUGUGGUGAUAACAGUGAUGAAAUAACGCUGUGUAACUUUAACAUCAACUGUACGUUUGAAGAUGUGUUUAUGUGUGGCUACACCGAGGACACACAAGGUACUCUGAACUGGACGCGACAUUACAAGGACACACCUACAGUCGACACGGGGCCUGGGCAAGAUCACACUGGAGCUAAAUAUUAUAUGUACUUGGAGGCCUCUACAGGGAAGCAAAGAGACUACGCCAUCUUGUGGUCACCUUUGCACCAAUCCAGCAAGAAUUCAUGCCUUCAGUUUUACUACCACAUGCGGGGAGCGGACAUCGGGAAAUUCUCCGUUCUGCAGUUGGACAGGAGUAACCCUACUGCAGCGAAGACGAUCUGGUCUGCUUCAGGCGACCAGGGCAACAAAUGGCGGAUGGGACAGGUGGACAUUGAGCAGCAGAGGUUCAGAAUCGGUUUCAGGGCAAUUCGAGGAAAUGGCGUGCUCGGAGACAUCGCUAUUGACGACAUACGUUUGUUGGAAGGGAACUGUCCAGAGUUUACAUGUGCAUCGGAUGAGUACAAGUGCCGCGACCGGACCCAGUGCAUCAACAAGAACCAGGAGUGUGACGUGAUCAUCCAGUGUUCAGAUAACUCAGAUGAAGACCAUUGCAACUGGUCCGUGAGCUGUGAUUUUGAAGAGUCGACCAAGUGUGGCUGGAUCAACUAUUAUCCGCUGUUUCCUAACUAUUUCUGGCGCUGGAAUUCCGGGAGCACGCCCACCCCAAACACCGGACCGAAGUUCGAUCACACGCUUAAGAAUGCUAAUGGUCAUUAUAUCUACCUGGAUGCAAAAAGUGGCAGCAAAGGUCAAUACAGCUUCUUCGUUUCGCAUCCGUACAAGGCCCGAUCUGCCUUCUGGUGCCUCGAGUUCUACUACCAUAUGCUCGGGCUGCCCGGCGAGGAACUAUCGCAAGAAGUACAAUUAUACGUUCUCAUCGACGGUCAGUGGAAGUUGCAUUGGUCCGCAAAACAAAACACGGGCGACUCGUGGCGAAUGAUUCGUUUGGAUUUGAAGGGGAAUGGCACGUAUCGUAUCGGCUUUCAGGGCAUAAAGAGGGAAAAACCCUUGAAUAAUAUCAGCGACAUCGCAAUUGAUGACAUCAAGACGUACGAAGGGACGUGCCCAGCGUUUACGUGUCCCACAGGGCAAGUAAAAUGCUCACAGAACCUAGAAUGCAUCGACAAGACUAAGAUCUGUGACGGGUUCUCCGAUUGUUGGGACAGUGAAGAUGAGGUGAACUGCACCGCGUAUUCCGCCAUUGUUGAUGAUGCAGGGACGGGAAAACCGGUCAACUUGGACUGUAACUUCGACCAGCAGACGAUGUGCGCCUACACCCAACCUGGAGUGACACCUGGUGAGAUGCAGUGGACACUAUAUCGGUUGACCACGCCAACGUUGUACACAGGGCCGUACUCCGACAACACAACCCCGAAAGGAAUGGGUUACUAUCUGUACCUGGAAGCAUCAUAUAACACGAGAAAAGAGGCCAAGUUUCGGUCACCAGUUGUACGGAUGUCGCAGCCACAUUGCUUACGAUUUCAUUAUCACAUGUACGGAAAAGAGAUGGGAACGCUCGGGGUGUACAUCCUGGACCCAAGUGCUCCAAACAUGCCGCUUGCAAACUGGUUUCUCCAAGGCAACCAGAAGAACAAAUGGCGGUACGCGCAACUGACGAUACCAGCGUCGGGGCCGAGUCGGCGACAGAUUGUUUUCGAUGGAACGAUUGGGCGGAAUCUUCAUAGUGAUAUUGCUGUCGAUGAUAUCCUGGUGCGCAAAGGGGCAUGUCCACAAUACAAAUGUCCUGACGGAGAAUACACGUGUAAGAACAACUCCAAGUGUAUCCCGCAGGCACAGGUCUGUGACUCGACCAAUGACUGCUAUGAUUAUGACGACGAAAAAACAUGCAUCUGCCGCAAGAAUGAGUUCCAGUGCACCAUGGGAAUGUGCAUCUUCGAUUUUAAACGCUGCGAUCAGAAGCAGGAUUGUCCAGACAACAGCGAUGAGAAAAACUGCACCUGCAAAGCGCGGGAAAGUCAAUGUCACGACGGCAAGGAAUGCGUCCUACGCGAUUGGUUAUGCGAUCGCCAACCAGAUUGUGCCGACGGAUCCGAUGAAUGGAAUUGUUCGACAUGCACCAGUGACCAGUUUAUCUGCAAAGACUACUCCUGUGUCUCGGCGACGGCACGUUGCAACGGGGCGCGUGAAUGCCCGGAUGGAUCGGACGAACAUGACUGUGUAAAGAUCAGUCAGAGUGACGAGAUCGUGCGUGCGUACUACGGAGGACAAUACCUGGCAAUCUGCGCGGCUGAUUGGAAUCCUUCGCUUAACGAUGAACUCUGCUGGAUGCUAGGACAAAAAUCGAGUAUAAGUUCGGGGAAAAUAAAGAUGGCCCUGGUGAAAUAUCUCUCUCUAAAGAACCCGUUGUCGUCCAAUGGAUUAUUAGGCAGUAUUAUUUCAAAAAAUACCUGUGAUAACAAAGAAAUAUUGACCAUAUCUUGUAUCAAGAAAGAAUGCGGCCAACCAAAAGAUGUCCUCCUCACAACCUACAUGACGAAUGGCAAAUCGACACCAGUGACGCGAUGGCCAUGGCAGGUCUCCAUUAAUGAAGAUGGCAGCUUUCUCUGCGGCGGUACGCUGAUUAAUCAUGAGGUAGUCUUGACUGCCGCGCAUUGCUUUAUUGACAAAGAAAGGAAUCCUGUCAUUGUCUCGAAAUAUUCCGUGAUCCUGGGCAGCAAAUAUUCCGCGCCUCGAGACGGUAUCGAACCGCCCCAGGUGCGUCGUAACGCGCGCUACAUUAUCACGCAUCACUCGUACGAUACCUCGAGCCAGGCUAACGAUAUCGCGCUAAUAUUCCUGUCGGAACCGGUCGCUUAUACCGACCACGUUAAGCCGGCGUGUUUACCCGAGGCAGGAGAGGAGUUCCCGACGUCUGCUUUGUGUUUCGUGACAGGAUGGGGCAAUAUUGACCAGUCUGAUGCAUCUCCACCAGACCUCCAAGAAGCGAAAAUGCAACUUUGGCCAAAAGACAAAUGCAACUACGAGUCCUACUGGAAUGGGCAAAUCGGUAAGGACCAGAUGUGUGCUGGUUACGUCAACGGACCCCAUUCCAUCUGUUCGGGUGAUAGCGGUGGUCCGCUAGCCUGCUUAAACCAGUUUAAACACUGGACCAUCGUGGGUAUUUCUAGCUUCUUUGAGACGUCAGCGGGUUGUGCAACGGCCGGGCAGACGCCGAACGGCUUUCAACAAGUCUCGCUCAAGAAAGACUGGAUUGAACAAAACUUGGCGUCGCAAUGCAAGUUCAACUGUUCCAAUGGCCGCUGUCUCUACAACGCCGCGCUCAAAUGUAACGGCAAGGACAACUGCGGAGACAACAGUGAUGAAGGCGUCCAUUGCACCGCCCCCGCCUCACGUGCAGGUAUAAACACUGUCGGCUAUAUAGGUGGCGGGCUUGAUACGCAAUCUGCCGCGCUGAAAGUUUGUCAGUCGAACACGUUUGACUGCGGCAACGGGACGUGUAUUCCGAUGGAUCAGUUCUGCGACGGUUUCCCGCAGUGCCAGGACGGCAGAGAUGAACCUGUCAAUUGCAAUUGUACCAGUAGCCAGUUCUCCUGUAAAAAUGGCCGCCAGUGUAUUGCACAGAGCAGCGUCUGCAACCACCGCUUUGACUGCUGGGAUAGAUCAGACGAAACUGACUGCAAGUGUGAGGAUAAUGAGUUUAAGUGUGGAGACGGCCUCUGCAUCCCUAAGAGCAGUUUGUGUGACGCCAAAUUUGACUGCAAUGACAACUCGGAUGAACUCAAUUGUACGUGUAAAUCGACCCAGUUCAAGUGUAACAACUCGAUCUGCAUUGCCUCGGAGGACAAAUGUAACAGUAUGGACGAGUGCGGCGACAACAGCGAUGAAAUUGGAUGUCCCUGCCUUGAUCGCCAGAAGAAAUGUCCCGAUGGCCGCUGUAUUCAAGAGGAGUGGUUCUGCGACGGCUAUAAUGACUGUUCUGAUGGAUUCGAUGAGAAGGGCUGUGGAACGUGCAGUGCCGACCAGUUCCAAUGUCGCGACUACAGUUGUCUUCCUUUGGAGUCCCGGUGUGAUGGCGUUUCAGACUGUCUCGAUCACUCAGACGAGGAUGGCUGUUUCCGUUUCUUCCCAGUAACAACUCAACGGUUUGGCAUGGUCCAAAAGAACAUGCAAGGACAGUGGAAGUUUGUGUGCGUGUUGAAAUGGACGUCGGUCUACAGCGACUACAUCUGCCAGGACCUUGGAUUUGGCAUAUCAAGUGCGACGUCAAAGUCUACCCAUAAUGCAACAGAGGGUUACGUUCAAGUGAAUGACACUGCCGCUGGCACCAAACUUACGCCGGGAACAUUUGAGUCGAGCACCUGUCCUGCGAAGGACGUGGCUUGGACGAACUGCAAAGAAAAAGAAUGCGGCAGCCGAUCCGAUGCCCUGGUCUUCCUGACAACGUACGUCAUCGGUGGCCAGUUCGCCCAGGAGGGGGAGUGGCCCUGGAUGGGUGCUGUUUAUUAUCUCGAUCGCUUCCAAUGUGGCGCUACGCUAAUUAACGAGCAAUGGCUAAUUACUGCUGCGCAUUGCUUUCAUCCGAACAAAAAUUUGCUUCCGCACAAAGUGAACGUCACUCUUGGCACCAUCAACUCUCAGGACCCUGGCCGCUAUUCCAAGACGUUUGCUGUCCGGUCAAUCAUCUCGCAUCCGAAUUACCGCAACAUGCCUGUACCUCUCCACGAUAUCGCGCUGAUACGGUUGUCGACUCCACUCGCGCGGACGGAUUACAUUCGACCGGUGUGUCUUCCAAAGGACGGCCAUGACUUUGGCGAGAAGUCUCAUUGUUAUGUGGCGGGAUGGGGCAUCGUCAACCAAUAUGGCAAGAGCAGCACUGAUCGCCUGCGCGAGGCCAAGAUGAGGCUGUGGCAGCCGCAGAAAUGCACCGAAGUGUUUACCUCCAACUUCAACAACAACACGAUGGUCUGUGCCGGAUACAACAUGGGUUACAUCACAGCUUGCUCAGGCGACAGUGGCGGUCCACUGAUGUGCCUGGACGCGAACCAGAACUGGAUUCUAACCGGAACGCUGAGUUUCGGCAUGGACUGCUCAACGCUUAAAAAAGGUCAAACGAAACCGGAUGUUUACACGAAAAUUGGAUACUACUCGAGUUGGAUACAGGAAGUUUUGGCGCAGUAUCAGUAACUAUGGUAAUGAUUAUAGGUGUGGCGGGGAUAGUAGUCCUAGGGCUGAUAGUCCGUGUAACAAUAGCCCGCAUUGCUAAAUGUUCUGGUUAGGGUUAGCGGUACAAUAGAUCAUGCUGCUUAAUUGGUCGAAUACAAUGCUACCGGACUAUGACUCCAGGGGGACUAUAUCCGCUGUCACAUAGGUUUAGGAUAGGAAUUCUCAGGUCAGUGCGGUUUGACGGUAUAACAAACCGUAACGCAGUUGGGUGGUUUUCUUAAUUGGAACCCAGUUUGGUGGUAUUCUGAAUGCAAUUGGGUUUGUGGUUUAUUGAACUGGUCAUGCGGUCGCGGUAGGACGUCUGAAGUGGGCGGGAAACAGAAGUUGUUGGUCGCGUGAUUUCCUAAUGGAUGCGUGUGCAAGGCUUGUGGUUGCGGAGUAUUCGUAUCGUGGAACGAUUCGAAAUGGAAGAGUGAUGCUGUAGCUCUUAUUUUGGGGGAUUACAGUCAUUCAAGAGGGAUUGAACCGAGGGAAAAAACGGGAUGCAAAUUACGUGUUGGCUGUGAUGCAAGAGCUGGACUCUACGACCGGCAGACGAUGGCGUCUAUAUAUAUUAUCAUAUUUCUGUGAUGUUAUGAAUUUACGAGUUAAGUGUGAGUGGAUGUACUUGAAUAGAGCACCUUUAAAGGGAUUCUAUAAGCAGCAGCGAGGCAGGCAAGAUAAAGUUACACAAAGUUGCCAAUAGGGGUCUCUCCCAUCUUACAUUACGUGGAAAUUAUACACACUUGUACGAAGAAUAUAUUUAGUUCUGAAUCAAACAUGACCCAGUGCAUAUCAUUCACCUGAAGAUGGCCACUUUGACCCCCUGCUUCUGCCUAUAGUCCCCCUUUAAAUAGACUAUAUUCCUCUGCAAGGGGGUAGCACUGGGCGGAAUCGAGCAAAUUGACACACAUGACGUCGUGUACCCACACGUGGGAUGUCUGAUGUGAAAGUGACAAGCAAUUCCGAUUGUUUCAUGACCCUGUGAGUUCAUUUUUGACGUCAUGCUCCAUUGACCACUCAAAAAGUUUGAUUUAUUCUCAUCGGUGUCACUUUCCUGAAACGUGGGUAUGGGACAUCAUGUCUAUUGACUUUGUCUGGUGCUGUACUCUUGACGUAGGAAUACAUUCUGUGUUAGUAGUACGGUUUGUAUGAUGCAUCAGUGCACUGAUCUAGUUUGGACUGUACAUCAGUCAGUGCAUUGGUGCCUUUUGGUGGUGCAUGAAUGCUAUAGUUUGGCUCGUACAUCAGUGCAUUGGUGCACUGCAUUUAGUGCACUCCAAACAAUCAGUGCAUUGGCUGUACAAGAAUGCUAUGGCCCGUACAUCAGUGCAUUGGUGCACUGCAUUUAGUGCACUCCAAACAAUCAGUGCAUUGGUGGUGCUAGAAUGCUAGUUUGGACUGUACAUUAGUGCAUUGGUGCACUACAGGCAAUCAAUGCUUUGGUGCACUUUUGGCAGUGCAAGAAUGCACUAGUGCACUAGUCUUGUGAUGAUGCAUUCAUGCACUUAGGACGGAGCAUUAACACUUUGAUUGCCAUGGGCAGAGUGCAAAUAAAUAAAUGAACUUUGGGUAGGACAUUGACCUACAAACAGGUUUUUAGGUCAGUGGGUGGAAACAUGUUAGAGAGACACACGACCGUUCUAAAAAUAAGCAAAUCUAUCUGUGAAGGUUACACUGCGGGUAAAUUCAUAUUUCUAAGCGAAUAUCAAACUGUAAGUUCAAUGUAUAAUUCGUUUUCUUGCUGAAUCGUUCCAGGUUUACGUUAGUGGGCUUUGUCUUUGUGUACUGGACAAUUCUAACCUGAACAAAAUCAUUUUAUCGAUUCACGGAAUAAUACUGAGGCAUUGACGCAAAAUGUUAGUGUAUAUAUCAAGGCAAGAUAUUUUUAGACUUAGCGUGUUCUUUUUAGGUAUAAGUGGCAUCUUUGUGACUUAUACUCAAAGUAAAUGUUGAAUGUUUCAUAAUCAUGAUUAUAUCUUGGACUUCCUGAAACAGUCUUCUGGGAUUUUAAAAUGUGGGUCUUUGCUGCGGUAUUUGUCAUCAGAAGUAUUAGAUGAUGCCAGUUUUUCUUGUGAAAUAUAAUUGUACAGUAGAAAAAACAUAAAUAGCAUUGUAUUAUAACUGUAAAUCAGUAAAUUUGGAAUGACAAACUACAGCUUAAGAGUAAGGAAAUAUUAUGUCGGACUCUGUUUUGAUAGUUGUAGGAGUGUCACAUGUUUUUCUGUUGAAUAUCUCGGGGGUAGUACAGCUACCCCUAUUGACAAGAUACCAAGAUUUAUUAUUUUUAAUUUUCUUAUUUUUAUGUGCCAAAUGUUACUGUUAAAUGUAUUUUAUUGAUCUCAUGUUUGUCUUGUCUCUGUUCUGUUUCUUGAGGGGUUCGCAAACAAGCGAUUUUUGUCUCUGCGACUUGGGAUCAAGAUCUCAUGCAACAAAAAUUGCGGUGGUAUUUGCAGGUGAGACCUCUCGGCGACUUUGUCGAACUUCAGGUACCUAGCUCCUUCCUAUAGUCCCCCUUUAAAAAUGUGACGUCACUAUAUGUUUGUAUCUAUUUGUCAAAUUGUUGUUUGUGUUGAAGAAAUUGUAAGGUAGGGUGGUACAAUUAUUUCCCCAGGAUGAAAAUAGCCCUGACAGUGUUGAAAAGAGCUGCUUAGUACCUUUUAAGUGUACACUGAGUCUAUAAUUGUAUAUAGGGCCAUAAUUGUAACACCUUACCUUAACUGACAAACAAAUUUUUGGGAUGUUUUUGUUCGGGUACACCAGGGUUUUCGGUGAGGACCUGACCAAAUGAAAUUUGGUGGUAGCAAAAAAAUAAGGAAAUAGCACAGAAGUUGCGUUACAAGUGAGGUAUGGGGAACAUUUUGAAAUUUGAUGCUCUGAGAUGCAAUUUCAGGGCUAUUCUGUCAAAGCAAAAGUGCUCCUGGAAACAUAUUUUCUUGUAUUUACAAAAUCAUAAAAUGUCGGGAUGUUUGUGGGUAUAGGUUUGGCUCUGUGGUUAAUAAAUCGCAAAAAAUUUGUCUCGAAUCCUACUCUUCUAUAAUCAUCUUGUGAUGUAUUUAUUGAAAAAAACUUUUGUAGGGUUUUCGACAGACGUUUUCAACCAGAUUGUUAGCGACCACCCAGUAUAAACAUGGCAUAUUUAUGAUAUCGUUAAAUGUACAUAUCUCAGACUAUAUGUAUAUCAAUGUACACAUGUACAUACACACUUAUGUAUAUUGUAGUUGUUUAUGUGGAUUGUAUAUAUGGCCAACUCUAAUUUAUCAAAUGAUUAUCUAUUAGAAAAAAAUUAGUAUAAUUAUGAUAUCUAUAAAACUGUUGCAGGAAUAUUGAUGUUCAGGUUAAUUAUGAAAAAACAUUUUUCAUUAAAUUUGAAAUGUGAUUUUUAGCGACCCUGGUUCGUGAAACUUCUGACAAGGAGGGUAAGCAUCAUUAUUUGCAUGGACCUUUCUACCUGUAGCCCCUGUUGUGCAGAGUUAUUUUUAGAAUGGGAAACCCCUUUCAGUCUCCUCAAUUAGGGGUUAUCUCAAAUGACGUGAUGUUUGUUUACAUGCUGGCAAGGGCGUUGCUAUGGUUUCGACGGAAGCAAAGACUUACAUAUACUCCCCCUAUUGGAAGCAUCAGAAACCAACAUGAAGUAGAUCAGUCGGAUAGUUUUAUGCAGCAGUCAAUGUGAACCCUGUACCCCCCUUCUCAAGGGAGCAACACUUUUUACUUAGUAAGAGUGACUAUAAGUAACUUUCUGUUAGAAAUGAUGAUGGGGUUAACAAGUAGGCUAAACUACCUCUCCUUAUCGACAAUAAUUUGACAGUGUGGGGGGGGGAUUGUUCACACAUAAUUCUGGACUAAUUUGCCACUAAAUUAGUGGCGACUCCUAAGUAGGGGGGGUACAGGAUUUGCAUUGACCAUUGCAUUAUGUUCAUAACAUGACCGACAUAAAAAUCGCGAUUGAAUAUCUUUCAUUAUAAUUAUCGCCUGAAUCAUGUAACUAGAUGUAAUACUCAGAUGUUUCUACAGUACUGUGUCCACGUACCGCUAAGGUUGUAACUAUCGUGUAAUAAAUACUCAAUCAAUAUCUAUAAAGGCAUAUCAGAUAAUAUGUACAAUGAUGUAACACUAUUUUGGUGUUUUGGUGUUACGAGUUUAGAGUAGAUCGCCAGGACUGUUGACAAUAUAACACACGGAUGUAAUACUCGCGUGUUUUUUCAGUAUCUUAAUAUAGUUAUUUCAGAGUGGUCAAUUUAUUGGAGAUUCCCAAUACUUGAAAAAUUAAGGUCAUUGGGCCUUUAUGUCUCUGCGCUGGAUACGUGCAGCCGCUGAGGGAACUUACUUUUGAUUCAGGGUGUGUUCUGUAUGACAUUGUAAAUACAAGAUGUAAUAUUCAGAUGUUUCAGACGUUAUAUUAUAUUCGGAUUCAAUCUCCGUCACUGAGUUCUGAAGUCGCUUGUACCGACAAUGAUUGAUGGCUGGUGUUGGCAGAGGUUGCUAUAGCAACUGUAGUACUCCUGUGGCCGAGGUUGAUUGUGAUUCUCGAGACAAGUGAGCCGCAGUAUGUUUGGGAUGUAAUCAUUUCGAGAGGUAAAAACCUUUUGGGCGCUAAAAUUGUGCAAAAGAAAGUUCUUUAAAAUCUCUGAUUUUGACUCGCGAGGGACCACUGAUAAGGCCAAGUAACGGACUGUAGCAAAAGGAUAUGAAGCCGAAAAAGUCAUAAAUUUGGCCUCUCUCCAAACCUUCUCCCCUCCCAAAAUGGUGCAGUUUGAUGCAAUGGAAACUACUUGUCAUGCUAAUAGCUUUAACUGCCCUUGGAUAAUUAUUGAAUGAAGCCGUUUUUUUGACAGCAGACAAAAUGCCUCGCUGACCCUCGAACAAUAUUGUUAACUCUCUUUUCGCUUCAAAAUACUUCUGCUUCAGUCUCUCAGGGAAGUCUGAAGAAAUUGUGCAUGUGUCUACAUAUUGUUGCCAAUACAUUUCACUUUCAAAUGUCCUGAAAUGUACACAGGCGUGUAUCGGUUGAUGGCCAGUCCCUAGAUGAGGAUAUUCAUAGUUUGUAUCAUUUUGACAAAAACUGACAGAAAUUUUUUUAGAGUUUUACCUGCAGAGGGAGCUCCUUUUGUUGCAGAUUGCAAUGAAUAUCAUCGCAGUGACAAAAAUCGCUUGUCUGUUGAGAAUUUAGGUGAUGCACUGCAGCCGGUGAAGUAUUGUGAGAACCUAUGACACUUCGGAUAUCCGAGCUUGUUUGUUUUUUUGUCAGAAAUGUUUUUGUGGAAAUGAUAAAAAAUGGAUGACUCCUGUUUUUCACUGCCAGUUUAUUGUGUUUUAUUCUCACUAAAUGUAAAUAGCGUGACACUCUCUAUGUGCCAAAAACUGUCAAAGUCUGGAACUGACCAUAUGUACCAACAUUACAUGUUCUCCCUGUCCAUAAGACACCUCGCUAUAACGAACAUUUUGCUUGGAUCCUAAGGUGUUCGUUAUAAAGGGGAACCUCUGUAGUCAGAUGAUAUUCAUAUUGGGUGAAACUGAUUUGUAGUUUUUGAGAAAAUACUCCAAAUCCUAGUAAAAUACUACAUGCACAUUUUCUGGGGGUUGGUUUGGCUGGUCUUAACUCGGUGUAAUUGUAAACUGUGGUCCCCAUAUCCAGAGUCCUGUACAUUGUAAUUAUAAACAACUUGACAACUAUAAUACUUUGACUGGUAUCAUCUUCAUAAGAACAGCAAACUUUUUAGCUUGUUGCGUAAAGAAGUUUUUGAGGGGAAGCUGCUUUGGAAAAAUGUUGAUCAUCAUCAAAUUGCCAUGGGUGCUCCUUCCUAUUGGGGUCAAUUUAAAAUCUUGGUGCAAGCAUAGGUAGUCGUGAAACUAUUUAGUGGGGGGGGGGGCUCGGGGUAGCUCUUCCCCUGUUGACAAUCCUGCAGAAUAUCCAAGAAAACUACAUAGAAAAACGUUUUGUCAGCCAACGAGAAAGGUUUGAAGAAUUGUUGACAGGGUCACUGCCUUCAAAACCAAAUAGCAACUACGACACCCCUGUCAGAGAGGUUGUUCCAAUGUUUGGCAGUUUUUGGUUAAUGUAUGUUAAUAUAUACAUAAUUAUAAUGAGAUUCUAACUUUAUUAUAAUGUAAAAUAAAAUU